AUGGGAAACAAUUUUGGUUUUCAAAGUUCAACAACAAAAAGUAUGAAGAAAUCGUUGAGUUUUGUUGUGACAAGUGACACAAAAUACAACUGCGUUGCUUUUGAAGCGAAUGUCUACUCAACACAAAAUUCGAUGUGUUUUUUUUGUAAAAAUGAAUGUUAUUUAUAUGAAAAUAAAUGCAAUGUUAUAUCAACCGUAUGUAAUAGAACAUAUAAAACAUUGCAUUAUUCUUUAUGUGAAGAAUGUUCGACAAAAUAUGAAGCCAUGAGAUACGAAUGUUAUCAGUGUCCUGACAAGUGUCUUCAUUGCGUUGAUGGUAAAUGCAUUUCUUGUGAACAAAACUAUUAUUAUGAUGACAAUGGUGUCUGUCUACCACUUGAUAAUUCAACGGGAAGUGUUCAAUUGUAUAUGUUGCAAAAUGCAAGAAAGUGUUCAGAAGGGUAUUACACAUCGUCUACAACAUGUCUUAAAUGUUCUGAUAAUUGUAUUCAAUGCAAAGAUUCAUUAACAUGUCAAAUAUGUAAUACAUUCAGCUUUUUAAUCGAUAAAGGCGAUUCUGUCAUAUGUGAAGUCCAAAGCAACGUUUUACUUGCGACAACAUUGACUAUUUUGUAUUGUGCAACAAGUUAUUACAAAGAUACAUCGAGUAAUUCAUGUAAAAGGUGUUCAACUACGUUUGGUGAAUUGUGUGAUCUGUGCGAUUUUGACAAAUGUUUGAAGUGUUCGCAAUAUGGAGUUAUGAAUAAAGUGACUGGGUGGUGUGAAGUUCUAUCAGAGACUUCAUGUUCCACAACCCAAAACACAUAUUGUACUUCAUGUGAGCACGUAAAUUAUGCUAUGAAUACAAGUGGUCUUUGUGAACCCAACACCAACUGUGCAAUUUCAUUCAAAAAUGGGAAAUGUCCAGUUUGUGUCGAUGGAUAUUUUAAUACACCUGCAAGGGUGUGUGAACUCAACACUACACAAAGUGACAAAUGUAUUAAAUUAACACAAGAAGGCGACAGGUAUUGUCGUUGUGAAACCGGUUAUUUUGUAUUGGACAACAAGUGUUUUAAAUGUUCAGACAAUUGUGUUGAUUGUUAUAAUUUUGAUGAAUGCCUCCUUUGCAAAGACAACUACUUUUUACUUGAAAAUGGGACAUGUGGAGAGAUAUCUGAAGUCACAAACAACUGCAAAAAGUUGAUUCAGACGCGUUCUAUAUGUGCAUUAUGUCACAUCAACUACUUCAGAGAUGCAGAUGGAAAGUGUGAGAGUUGUAUUGAGAAUUGUACCAUAUGUAAUCAGAAAUCGAAGUGUUUACAAUGUGUACAAUACAACUUUUUGCUGACAGAUUCUACAAAAUGUCUUUCAUAUGACUACUUGGAUAACUGCGACAUAAAAACGGCGAGUGGAUGUGUGUUGUGUUCGAAAGGGUAUUUCAUUUUAAAUCAGAUGUGUGCAAAAUGUGACUCAAAAACAAUGAAUUGUACUGAAUGUACACAAUAUGGGGUAUGUACAUCAUGUACAGACAACUUCAUCUUAUUAUCAGAUGUUUGUACUUCGAUUGACAAGAUAUCUGAUUGUAUUGAAAUCGCACAAUCGAAGUGCUCUAAAUGCACAUUCUGGCAUAUUCCCAAUAACUCUGGCACAUCAUGCCAAACGCAAGCUGUCUGGUGGGUCAUAUUUGUGUGUGUCUUUUUCGUAGUUAUAGUAAUCUUAAUGUUGAUAAUAAUGUGUAUAAUAAUCAUUUUCAAAGUGAUUGAACACAAAAAAAGAAAGAAAGCACAAAAGGAGACGUGUCUGUUUGAAAUGAGCAAAUCAAACAUCAAAUUUAUCAAAACGAUAAAUAAAAACGUUGUAGUCAAUAUCGAUAAAAUUGUGUUUGAGAGUGCUGAUUAUGGUGAUCUCAAAGUUGGGGAAGAGUCGCGUGAAUUGAUAUGUAUUGGUAACAAUUCCAAAAACACCAUCAAAGUUCAGUUCUCUUCGAAAGAAGACAACUAUAAGUAUUCAUUCAGAAGUGAGCCAAAGGUCGUUUCAAUUCCAAAAGGAAAAGCAUGUGAAUUUGAAGUCUUUUUGCUGGUGAAUUGUUCGACACAAAUAGAAGAUACCAUCUCUUUGUUCUCUGCAAAUUUAAAGAAAGGGGAGACUUCUGAAGUCUCGAUUGGAAUUUGUGGAAAGACUGAAAUAUCGACCCGUUUAGACCCAGACGAACUUAAAGAAGAAAAGAAACUUGGUGAAGGCUCUUUUGGAAUUGUUUACAAAGGAAAUUUUCGAGGACAUGUCGUUGCAAUUAAAAAGAUGAAGGAAUUUUCUGAGACGAAACAAUCAAUGGAUGAAUUUACAAAAGAAGUUUUUAUGUUAGAUAAAUUCCGUAGUGAGUAUAUCGUCCAUUUCUAUGGCGCCGUCUUUAUGCCAUCUAAAAUAUGUAUGGUCACUGAAUUUGCUGAAUUUGGAAGUUUACAAGACUUGAUGAAACAUAAAAAAAGCGAAGAAGUUAAUAUGAAAAUCAGAGUUAAAUUGAUGUUAGAUGCAUCACAAGGAAUUGUUUAUUUACAUGAGAAUGGCAUAUUACAUAGAGAUAUCAAGCCAGAUAACAUUCUUGUCUAUUCACUUAAUAUAAAUGACAAAGUAAAUGCAAAAUUGACUGAUUUUGGAUCAAGUAGAAAUGUCAAUUUAUUGAUGACCAAUAUGACAUUCACUAAGGGUAUUGGUACACCUGUGUAUAUGGCACCUGAAGUGUUGAAAAAGGAGAAGUACAAAAUGUCAUCAGAUAUUUAUUCGUUUGGUGUCACCAUGUAUGAAACAUUUGGGUGGGAAAACCCUUAUAAUAAAGUGGAUUUCAAAUUUCCAUGGAAAAUUGCAGAGUUUGUUAUUUCUGGAAAACGUUUAUUAAAAAGGGAAUUCAUAACACAAAAUGAGUACAACAUUAUUUCACGAUGUUGGGAUGAUGAUCAAAAAAAGAGGCCAUCAAUUAUCGAUGUUGUUGAAAAGUUGGAGACAUUUAAUUUAAUACAGUAA
This is a messenger RNA of Entamoeba invadens IP1, 2997 nucleotides long. Its product is annotated as protein serine/threonine kinase, putative. The record is from RefSeq and is a predicted model, not a curated record. Gene Ontology annotation, molecular function: ATP binding; protein kinase activity. Gene Ontology annotation, biological process: protein phosphorylation. The transcript has a single exon. NCBI's taxonomy places the organism in Eukaryota, Evosea, Mastigamoebida, Endamoebidae. Bases 1 to 2997 code for a protein of 998 amino acids.